CUGCUCGUCUGGGCUCACAGCGGAGGCAGACUCGCCGUGAGCUGCCGCGCUGCCUCUCGCAAGCGCCGGGCUCCCAGUCGCCGCCGCCACCGCCGCCGCCGCGCCUCGCCAGCCAGAGUUGGGCUCCGUGGGGCUUCCCCCCUCGCAGCCUCGGUCCUUCCCGGCUGCUUGCAAGUCAGCCUGGCUCCGAGUCACGUGUCAGUGCCUGAGGCAGAGACUGAAAGAAAAAAACGCGCUUCAUUCCUUCUUCCACCGCCAUACUGUAUUUUAUACUAAAUCUCAUUUUUAUUCCAACAUUUUACUCCCGCUCGUGGAAGGUUUUUCUGGAAAAAAAAAUGAAGUGCGGUUUGGUUUCCUUGUCAACGGAGGAUGAAGUGAACAGCUGAGCAGCUCGCAGAGAGCAGAGAACCCUGCCUACUUAUCAACUGAGAAAAUAUUAAAAUUAUAACUUGGUUUUCAAAAAUUCUAUUGUCUCAGGAGCUCAGCUUUCAGAAAGGAUUAAAACAAGGUGAGCCAACCAUGACCGGCAAAACACAGACCAGCAAUGUCACCAAUAAGAAUGACCCCAAGUCCAUCAAUUCUCGUGUUUUCAUCGGCAAUUUAAACACAGCCAUUGUCAAGAAAGUUGACAUUGAAGCCAUUUUUUCAAAAUAUGGGAAAAUAGUCGGAUGUUCCGUUCACAAAGGUUAUGCAUUUGUACAGUACAUGAGUGAGCGGCAUGCGAGAGCUGCAGUGGCCGGGGAGAAUGCCAGGAUCAUCGCGGGUCAACCGCUGGAUAUCAACAUGGCAGGGGAACCCAAACCAUACAGACCAAAACCCGGAAACAAGAGGCCCCUUUCUGCACUUUACAGACUUGAAUCAAAGGAGCCUUUCCUGUCUGUUGGCGGUUAUGUCUUUGACUAUGAUUACUACAGAGAUGAUUUCUACAAUCGGUUGUUUGAUUACCAUGGGCGUGUGCCUCCACCUCCCCGUGCCGUGAUCCCGCUGAAGCGUCCCAGAGUGGCUGUCACGACAACUCGCCGGGGGAAAGGAGUCUUUUCAAUGAAAGGGGGAUCAAGAUCUGCUGUCAGUGGGUCUUCCUCCUCAGGCUCUAAGUUGAAAUCAGACGAGCUACAGACAAUCAAGAAAGAACUAACCCAGAUCAAAACUAAAAUUGACUCCUUGCUAGGGCGCCUGGAGAAGAUUGAGAAGCAGCAGAAGGCAGAGGCAGAAGCUCAGAAGAAGCAGUUGGAAGAGACUAUAGAGCUGAUCCAAGAUGAAUGUGUGUCAGAGAAUGCAGAUCACUCUACAGAGGAGCCUGCUGAAGGAGGGCAAGAUGCAGAUGGAGAAGAGAUGACUGAUGGGAUAGAGGAGGACUUCGAUGAAGAUGGGGGUCAUGAGCUGAUUCAUGUUUACUUCUAGAGAUGACAGGGCCAC
Ictidomys tridecemlineatus (thirteen-lined ground squirrel) is the source of this 1416-nucleotide messenger RNA. The record is from RefSeq and is a predicted model, not a curated record. NCBI's taxonomy places the organism in Eukaryota, Metazoa, Chordata, Mammalia, Rodentia, Sciuridae.